This is a messenger RNA of Effrenium voratum, 177 nucleotides long. The record is from the annotation of a GenBank genome assembly. NCBI's taxonomy places the organism in Eukaryota, Dinophyceae, Suessiales, Symbiodiniaceae.
GAUGCAGCCAGCACAGAGACGCCUGCAUCCGGCCUCACCUCAGACAAGACACAGGUGGUGUCCGAUGUGGAAGACAGUGGCAAGCCGGCGGACAAGGUGAGGGCGCCUGAGCCGUCUGAGGUGCCGCUCACAGCGCUGUCGCUGAGUUUCUUCCGGAAUCGCGUGGUCCGAUUGUAG